AUGGAGUACGCACAAACGACGCCGCCAAUGGGCCAGUCCCCAUUCUUCUACUACAACCCCGAGCCGAGCCCGGACAACCGCCAGCAUGGCCACUUCACUCCUCACCCAAACCACCCUCACGCACCCCCAAUGGCCAUCGUGCCCUCGAGUCCGGAGCAUCUGAUGCACUUUCAGCACCACCCCGUCUACCACCGCCCGCAAUCUGCCGGCCCUCAUGUACACUACCUCCCGCAGCCCAUGUACGGCCCGCCCAUGCUUACCCCCGAUGCUUCCCCGCGCCAGCACCAGAAGCCCACCUUCGUUCUCGCACACCACGAGCUCCAGGGCGGCCUCAUGUUGAACACCGAAUGCAAUACUCAUUUCCCAGCGACUCCCACCCUCUCGGCAUCCGGCUCCUUCAGCUCCGUCUCCACCCCGCCAUCCACCUGCGACCUCCUUCCCACACCCGCCGACGGCCAGACCGUCUUCUUCGCAAAGCCCGCCAUCUUUGUGCAACCCGCAGUCAAGCAAGGGUGUGAAGAGGAGGUCUUUUCCGAAGUACUCGCGGGCGGCGACUGGACUCGUCCGGGCUCACCUCCCAUGACCCCCGUCUUCCUGCACCACAACUCGGUCCCAUCAGCGAGCGGCAGCACCUACGAGGUCGCGACCGGCUCCGCUCAGCCCUCGCCUUCUCCCUCUCCCGUGCCACGAUCGGUGGCAUCCGAGCAAGACGUCUGCGAUCCACGCGACCUCACGGUGGGCAACUCGCCCGCUGCCGAAUACCAAGGGAAGCCCGAGGAGCACCCGGUCUUCAUUGCCGCGCCAACCGAGCUUAUCAACUACGGUGGCAUGCCGCAGUUUGAGCCAAUCUUCGAGCUGGACCACGAGGACGAAUUUUCGGGCAUGGUCGCAUAUGCCCAGUCGGACAUCCACUACAACGGCAGCAAGCGUCAGCGUCUCGAGCCGGUGCCUAGUCUCAUCGAGGACGACGGCUUCUUCAGCGACGAGUUCAGUGAGGAUGACAUGGCGCGAGGUACCGCUUACUCCCCCCCUCUUUCCGACUUCUCUGUGCCCGAGAACUCGGAAGCUGCCAAGCCCAAGCGCAAGAACUCCAAGAAGUCCGAGCCGGUCUACACCACCGCCCAAUCGACCACCACCCAGCAACCAUCCACGGCUCCCACGUCGGCAGCCCCAAGCACAACGUCCGCCGACGCCAAUGAGUCCGCUGCACCCACCUCAGCCCAGAGCAGCAACAUCUCCCGUCGCGGCCGCAAGCAGUCCUUGACCGAUGACCCUUCCAAGACGUUUGUCUGCACUCUCUGCAGCCGCCGCUUCCGUCGACAGGAACACUUGAAGCGUCACUACCGCUCUCUCCACACACACGAGAAGCCGUUCGAAUGCUCCGACUGCGGCAAGAAGUUCUCUCGCUCAGACAACCUGAGUCAGCACCAGAGGACCCACGGCGCUGGCACCAUGGUCAUGGGUGUCCUCACCCAGCCUGGUGAGCCUCAGAUGGCACCAGCACCCAUCGAGUCGGUCAAUGGCGGCGACGCCGGCAGCCUGAUCCGCCCUAAGCAGGAGCAGUCAUAUCCUCCUCCACAUCAGUACGCCCAACAACACCGCGUCAGCCCGGACGCCCAUGAGCUCGGCUCGAUGCUGUUCGACGUGACUGCUCAGGUGGCCGGAUCGAGCUCCAGCAGCGUUGGCUACUCGGAUGGUGACUACAGCCCCAACUCGGACCGCAAGCCGGCACCAAAGAAGAGAAAGCAGGAGGAGUAG
Lecanosticta acicola is the source of this 1758-nucleotide messenger RNA. Lineage: Eukaryota; Fungi; Ascomycota; Dothideomycetes; Mycosphaerellales; Mycosphaerellaceae. The record is from the annotation of a GenBank genome assembly.